AUGCAGCUAAACUAUGAUAACUUGGUCAACGUCAUAAAUGUAGCCAAUGGUUCUGAAAGGAAUUUGGACCAAAAAAGGGCCGAGUCUCAAUUGAAGUUGUGGGAGUCAGAAAGAGGGUAUCAUUAUCUAUUGCAAGAUGUGUAUUUGGCAGUCGAUUUACCAUUGCAGGUUAGAUGGUUGGCCAUCAUUUGCUUUAAAAAUGGUAUCGAUAAGUAUUGGAGAUCUUCUAGGCCAAAUGCAAUCAGCAGGGAAGAAAAGGUACAGAUAAGAAGUCGAAUAUUCCAAUUGUUGCAUGAACAAAGUGGUCAAUUGACAAUGCAGAAUGCGCAUGCGGUUGCUAGGAUGGUAAGGUUCGAUUUUCCAACGGAGUACCCGUCCUUAUUUGACGAUAUAAGUAGAAUAUUGGACGAUCUUAUCUUCAAGGAGAAUGACUUAGUGUCCGUUAACAACUUGUUGAUAAUUUUAAAUCAGAUUAUUAAAACCCUAGCACUGAUUCGCAUUGGAAGAGCGAAACAUGCAAUGCAGAGUAAAUCACCUGUUAUAGUAUCUAUCUUAAUUCGGUCAUAUUUGAAAUUUUUUAGGGAGUGGACGAGCAGGCUAGAUCUCAGUCUUAUGGAAAUUUGUUAUUUAUGUUUGAAAACUUUGAGGAGAAUUAUACCAGAAGGAUUCGAAUACCCCCAUAAGAACCAAGAUGUUGUAGAAUUUUUUAAAAUCAGUGUGGAACACCUCCAAUUUUUGGUUUCAGAGCAUGAAAAAUAUUCCUCCGAUUUAUUGGAGCGAUAUGUGAAAUGUUAUGGAAAGCUUUACUUUAAUCUUAUAAACAAUAAUCCGACGAGCUUCGUCUUGUUUCCUUGUGCAAAAGAUAUAAUUUUGACAUUCUUGACUCUUUUGGAUCAAACUGCAGAAACAGUAUACAAUAACAAUGAAGAAAAUGACUUUUGGGAAGCAUUAGCAUUAAAGGGUUUUUUGAUUUUGAAAAAGAUCGUGUCAUAUAUUUUUAAAAGGGGAACAAUUACGCUAAAAGAAAGAAAUAUAAAAGAAGAUGUGAAUGCAGCAGUUCGUACCUUAUCUGAUGAUGUAUUUACAUCACAAACAAUUCAGCAUUUAUGUGACCUCAUAAUAAACUGGUAUCUUAGAUUGCGACCAUCCGAUCUUGAAAGUUGGCUUUUAGAGCCAGAGGAAUGGACCAAUGAAGAACUGUCAUCUAGUUGGGAGUACCAGAUUAGACCUUGUGCGGAAAAUUUCUACCAAGACUUGAUAAGUUUUUUAAAAGAAGAUAUCUCUCCCUUUAUUUUGAGCAAAAUAUCAAACGGCUUAAUUGAAACUACUUCCUUAAGUGACAUUUUGACUAAGGAUUCAAUUUUGUGUACCUUUCAGCUCUCUUCGAAUUCUAUUGCUGCGAGUGUCGAUUUCGACAAAAUAUUGAGUGAAGUCCUAAUUCCGGAAGGAUUAAGAAACGACUUAGUGGAAAACAAAAUAUUGAAAAGAAGAAUCUGUUUGGUCAUCGGUGAGUGGGUAUCAGUGAAAUGUUCGAGAGAAAGUAGAAUCGAAAUUUAUCGAUUAUUGAUCGAUUUUUUGAAUAAUCAGAAUACAAGUAAUGAUAAAGUUGUCGAAUUAACUGCAAUUCAAACGCUACGCAAAGUCGUUGAAGAUUGGGAUUUCAAUAAACACGACUUUGAGCCCUAUUUGAAAGAAUUUGUGAAACUAAUGCUUCAAAUUUUAAAUGACAUGAGCUUUACUGAGUCAAAACUUUAUAUUUUAAACACGUUAACUGUUCUUUUGGAGAAAGUUAACCCAUUAAUCGGUCAUCAAAUUUUAUCUAGUAUAUUGGAGAUCGUUCCCCAGCUAUGGGAUAUGAGCUCCUCCGAAAAUGAGCCUAUACUUCAAAAUUCGUUAUUGCGACUUUUGCGGCAACUCGUGAUAGCAUUGAACGAAAACUCUAUCGAUACAUUCAUGAUCUCUCUUCCGCUAAUACGAAAUUGCUGUUCAGAGUCAUCUGGCUCCUAUGCAUUACUUUCAGAAGAUGGCUUCGACUUAUGGUUGGCUGUAUUGCGGUAUUUCCCAGCUUCCAAGCCCAUAACAAAUGAAAUUGAACAAUUAUACAGCUUGAUUCCAAAUGGAGUAAUGAAUUCGACUGAAGUCUUACCUACUUUGCUAUCAAUAAUGAGGAGUUAUGCUUUACUCGCAAGAGGACUUUUUACGAAUGAAGUCACAUUAAACCUUUUCCGGAUACUAUCCGGAUAUUUACCAAAUAUGAGGGAUGAUGCAUUUUCCAUUUUUAUUUCUUUAAUGGAUAUACUUUUUUUGGAAGAAACUGAUGAUGAAAGAUUUGUCAAUAACUUACUAAACAGUGGCUUAUUAAAUGCCCUUUUGAAUUUCGUCUUAGAUGAUGCAAUGCCAAUAGUUUUGGCAAAUAAAGUUUUGGUAGUUCUUGCUAGGCUUGCGACGAAUUCGAGCGGUUUAUUUAUGGAAUAUUUGGCUCAUUUGUCUAUCGAUCAUUUACGUUUUUUUGAAUUAUGGAUGAAAUACUACUCUAAUAAUGGAAAUCCUAGGAACAAAAAGAUUAAUUUGUUAGCGUUCUUAUCUUUAGCUUCUUAUGGAAUUCCAAAGCAUAAUCAAUUUUGGAUGGUGAGCUUUCCAGAAGUAAUUAAACGGACCUUCUUAUUUUUAGAGGAAAUACAGGAAGACAAUGAAGGUAGAUGCCUGGUUUACAACCAGGAUUUCAUUUACGAAGAUAUAGAUGACUUCCGCUACCUAGAUCCUGACAUUCAACCGCAUGGUGAAAAGCGAAGAUAUCAAGAUUUACUCGAUAGACAAGACCCUGUCUAUAAGGUUAACUUGAAAAAAUACCUUUAUGAAAUACUUGAAAAGUUAAAGCUGGAUAUUUCUGAAGCUGAUUUCAAGCAAUUAAUAAUGAUGAAUGACGAAUAUACUAUAGAAAAACUACAAGAAUUUACAUAG
Molecule: messenger RNA, 2961 nt
Organism: Priceomyces carsonii
Lineage: Eukaryota; Fungi; Ascomycota; Pichiomycetes; Serinales; Debaryomycetaceae
Gene: KAP120
Product: Kap120p
Exons: 1
Coding region: 1-2961 (986 amino acids)
Biological process (GO): protein import into nucleus
Cellular component (GO): nuclear envelope; cytosol
Molecular function (GO): small GTPase binding
Source: RefSeq, a predicted model, not a curated record